Molecule: messenger RNA, 850 nt
Organism: Cyprinodon tularosa
Lineage: Eukaryota; Metazoa; Chordata; Actinopteri; Cyprinodontiformes; Cyprinodontidae
Gene: prdx5
Product: peroxiredoxin 5
Exons: 6
Coding region: 62-634 (190 amino acids)
Biological process (GO): cellular response to oxidative stress; cell redox homeostasis; hydrogen peroxide catabolic process
Cellular component (GO): peroxisome; mitochondrion; cytoplasm
Molecular function (GO): thioredoxin peroxidase activity
Source: RefSeq, a predicted model, not a curated record
UGGCGUCAUGACGCAUUCCGAAACGCUAGCUGGUUAGCUGCGCAGCUAAGGCAGGGCCAUCAUGUUAACCAUCACAGGCUCCCUCCUUAAAACCCCCAGGGUCCUCUGGUGCGUCAGACUGCUGCACUGUUCUCCGCUCAACAAGAUGCCGAUUCAGGUUGGUGAAGCUCUUCCUGCUGUGGAGGUUCAUGAGGGCGAACCAGGGAAUAAAGUAGCAAUGGAUCAGCUGUUUAAGGGGAAGAAAGGCAUCCUCUUUGCUGUACCUGGAGCUUUUACCCCCGGCUGCUCUAAGACUCAUCUUCCAGGCUUUGUGCAGCAAGCUGGUGAGUUGAGGAGUAAAGGUAUAGAUGAGGUGGCAUGCAUCUCCGUCAAUGAUGCAUUUGUCAUGGCUGCAUGGGGAAAGGAGCAUGGAGCAGAGGGAAAGGUUAGAAUGCUGGCUGAUCCCACUGGUGCAUUUGCAAAGGCAGUCGACCUGCUGCUUGACAGUGACAAGAUUGUGCAGGUACUGGGCAACCAACGCUCCAAAAGGUAUGCAAUGCUGGUGGAAGACGGAGUCGUGAAGAUGAUCAAUGUGGAGCCUGAUGGCACCGGCCUGACCUGCAGUCUCUCUUCCAACAUUCUAGCUGAGCUGUAGGCUGCUGCUGCUUCUAAACACACGCCAUCCCCGUCACCUCAUACCCACUCAAGCUUGGCCCUGUUCCCAAAGACGAAUACAAAUGCUGGAGCCUAGUUACAGGAGGAUGGUGAUUAAUGCGCACAAUUAUGACAAGAAGAAAACUUCCUAGGACAGCCCAUUAGUCUUUGUAUACUGUUACUUAAUAGUUACCGUAAUAAACUUGAGUAGUUUCCU